AUGGAUGAAAAGGACAAACAAAUCACACAAUCAAUCAAUCAAUGGCUCAACGAUUUCAUCACCAAAUAUAACGACACAAUUGUUUUGUGGGCUUUUGUCUGCGACUAUGAGCUGAUCUCAAGAGUCUAUGGAUUGGUGUAUAUAAUGAGCGAUAAAGUGGUGCUGUAUUUAUCCGUUGAAUGGUAUCCAAUGCUAAUACUUCGGCGCCAAUACCACAACCUAUUGGGAGAACCCAUUUGUCUGGAUAUCCAUCGGUUCACUAAUUGCUGUCAACUAAUGAUCACCAAAACUAACCGCAGAUGGGAUUCACUGCAACUCCUGGCGAUGGCCGCCCUCUUCGUCGCCGUCUUCUUCACCGCAAAUAUCAACAAAAUUUUGGAUCGACUGGUGAUACUGUCGAUGACGAUAGUGUUGAUGAUUGCGUUAGUGUAUUGGCGAACGCAUGCAUAUAAAGAGUCGAUCGUAUUGUUGGACAACGUGUCUGGUCUGGAGCUGACACAACACUACUCACUACUGGGCGUCCACUGGAAGCGCUCACAAUUCAUACUGAGCUCCACUAUUAUCAUCAACGAAGCCAUUACUAUGGUUAGCGUUUGCAUCAUCGAGUAAUCUAUUAUUUGGUUUCGAUUCCCCUUUCGUUAAGUACUCUCCUAUUGAGUGAUAAUACAAAUGAAAGCGAUUCUAAGUCACAGACCAGAGAGACCAGAAUCGGUGCUCGAAAUACAACACAUGUCCGCGAAUCGAUUGUCUUCGAGUGAUGUAUCAACACAUCAAUGAUUUCAAAACAAACACCAAUCGUGCGAUCAAUCAUAAGACAAUCGACGCAUCCAUUAAAUCAUUGAAUAGUAAAUCAUCAAAACAUUCGUUAACUACUAGUCCUAGAAAUGGUU
Messenger RNA from Medioppia subpectinata, 890 nucleotides. Lineage: Eukaryota; Metazoa; Arthropoda; Arachnida; Sarcoptiformes; Oppiidae. The record is from the annotation of a GenBank genome assembly.